AUGUCGGAUGCCAUUCGCGUACACAGGACAGAAGAUGCCAGCGACGUUCUGGUGGCUGAUGUUUGGACGAUCGAGGGAGAACAUCUUCCCAGCUACAUGGUGCAGAAGGGCCACUUGCUUGCCGUCCAGGAGUACGAGGAGGAGCUAGCCAAGGAUAUCCUGUCCGUGGCAUCCGCCAAAGAGAAGCAGGCACAGUACCAGGCACUGGAGGAAGCCCUCCGAGAAACUCAGAUGGAACUUGAGACAGAGACCGAUGUCUCGCAGGAUGGUUCUACAGAAGUAGCGCCCGCCUCUCUGGGUCGUGGCUCUUUCAUAAUCGGAUUUCUCAUGCUCGCACUUGUGUUCGUGCUCUUUGCUGGGCUGGUGCGGCUGUUGGGGUCAGUGGCAGCACCCAAGUCUUCCAAAGCCAAGAAGACAAAGAAAAGUUAG
Molecule: messenger RNA, 429 nt
Organism: Symbiodinium sp. CCMP2592
Lineage: Eukaryota; Dinophyceae; Suessiales; Symbiodiniaceae
Source: the annotation of a GenBank genome assembly